AUGUUGGUGAUGGCAAAGGAAUCUCGUGUUGACCGUAAGUUACCUCUCUUUGUUUUAUUCAUGUUGGUCAUGUCAAAGAGAUCUCGUGGUGACCUUAAGAGACUAUUCUAUAUGAUACAAGUGGUGUUUACCUUCUUUUGUUUUAUUCAUGUUGGCAAUGCAAAAGAACACUACUAA
Halteromyces radiatus is the source of this 177-nucleotide messenger RNA. RefSeq lists its product as uncharacterized. Bases 1 to 177 code for a protein of 58 amino acids. NCBI's taxonomy places the organism in Eukaryota, Fungi, Mucoromycota, Mucoromycetes, Mucorales, Cunninghamellaceae. The transcript is spliced from 4 exons. The record is from RefSeq and is a predicted model, not a curated record.